This is a messenger RNA of Durio zibethinus, 2279 nucleotides long. RefSeq names its product O-fucosyltransferase 16-like. The record is from RefSeq and is a predicted model, not a curated record. Lineage: Eukaryota; Viridiplantae; Streptophyta; Magnoliopsida; Malvales; Malvaceae.
UUCACCUGCCUUCUAACCCCCAAACAAAGUGGCUCCUAUUUCGAAAGAAUCCCAUUGUUUUUUUUUUUCUCUUUUAUGGUAACGGUGGUUUUGGAAAAAUUACUCAUAAAUAAAACAAGAAAAAUCUUAGCAAAAAAAAUUGAAGCUGAGGAAAGCCAGCUCACCAGCACACUCUCUCCCACCAGGGUAUCCUUUCGUCUUGAGUUUUUGCUUGGGAAGAGAGUGGAAAGCAUCGGUGCCAUGGCCUUGCCACGGCGGCGCAACCUUUACUACCACCGCCUUCGGUUUCUGGUUAUGGUUAUAUCCGCCAUCUCCGGUGCUCUUCUAGUCCUCUUCGCUAUCCUUACCUUUCUCGCUCCUUCUCCUAACGAAUCGGAACAUUUUCAUCUCCGCCACCACCAGACCUCCUUUAACGCAGUCGUUGAUGAUCCGGUUACCAAUGGAGAUUCUGUUUUUCGUAUUCCAAGUAGUGGAGGAAAAUUAGAUCGUGAUAUAUGGAGUUCAAGAAAUGCUAAAUUCUUUUAUGGAUGCAGUAAUGCCACCGCCAAAUUUGCUAAAGCUGAAGCUGUUAGGCAUCCCAAUCGGUACCUGGCUAUUGCCACGAGCGGAGGCUUGAACCAACAAAGAACUGGGAUUACAGAUGCUGUUGUUGCUGCUCGAAUUCUGAAUGCUACUCUUGUUGUUCCAAAACUGGACCAAAAAUCCUUUUGGAAGGACUCCAGCAACUUCUCAGAGAUCUUUGACAUUGAUUGGUUCAUAUCAUUUUUGUCAAAAGAUGUUAAAAUCGUAAAGCAGCUGCCUAAAAGAAAAGGGAAGACUUGGACUCCAUACACCAUGCGUGUUCCACGGAGGUGUAGUGAAAGAUGUUACCAAAAUCGUGUAUUGCCGGUUCUUUUGAAAAGGCAUAAUGCAGUUCAGCUAAACAAGUUUGAUUACAGACUUGCAAACAAAUUGGAUACUGAUUUGCAGAAGUUAAGAUGCAGAGUUAACUACCAUGCUCUGAAGUUCGCUGACCCUAUUUUAGAAAUGGGAAAAUUGCUUGUUCAUCGAAUGAGGAUGAGGAGCAAGCAUUAUAUUGCAUUGCACUUGAGGUUUGAACCUGAUAUGCUUGCAUUCUCAGGAUGUGAUUAUGGUGGAGGUGAAAAGGAAAGGAAUGAACUAGGUGCGAUACGAAAGAGGUGGAAGACUUUACAUAAAAACAAUCCUGAUAAGCAAAGGAGGCAAGGAAAAUGCCCACUUACCCCAGAGGAAGUUGGUCUGAUGCUGAGAGCUCUAGGAUAUGGCAGUGAGGUUCAUAUCUAUGUGGCAUCUGGUGAAGUGUAUGGAGGGGAGGAAACUUUGAGACCCCUAAAAGCACUCUUCCCAAACUUCUAUUCAAAAGAUACCAUUGCCACAAAGGAAGAAUUAGAGCCAUUUUCCUCAUUCUCUUCUCGAAUGGCUGCACUUGACUUUAUUGUUUGCAAUGAGAGUGAUGUGUUUGUCACCAACAACAAUGGUAACAUGGCUAGAAUGUUAGCUGGAAGAAGGAAAUAUUUUGGACAUAAACCCACUAUUCGACCAAAUGCUAAAAAACUAUAUAGGUUGUUCUUGAGCAGAAGCAACAUGACAUGGGAAGAAUUUGCCUCUAGAGUUCGUACUUUUCAGAGAGCCUUUAUGGGGGAGCCAAAGGAGGUCAGGCCAGGGAGGGGUGAGUUUCAUGAGAAUCCAUCCACCUGUAUAUGUGAAGAUUCAGAGGCAAGGGAAAAGGCGAAGGCAGAUUCAAGACACAGGAAACAUGGGAAAUUGGAUGAUUCAUCAAGAAAAGAUGUUAUGUUAAGUCAUGAUCAGAAUGAUUACGUUUAUAAUGAUGAGCCAGAAUGGCCUGAUCUGGAUGAUGGUGAGGAUCAAAGUGGGCCUCAAGAGAAGCGCCUUUAUAAUGUAACUGGUUUGGAUUAUGAUGCAGUCAUCUCUGAUGAACCUGAGUUGGAAGUGAUGCUUUCAGACUGAAUAGAAUGAGUUGGAUGAACCUCACAAAUUCAUUCUUGACAUUACUUGCCCUCUCCUUCGCUCCAUUAAGGCAUUCGUAGUUUUAUUGGUGAUAGUCAUCCUGUCUAUUAAACCCCUGAAAUUCUCAACAGUUGUUUUUUGCUUGAGUUUUAGAUCCAGGAUCAUUCAACUUCUAAUGAGGCUUAUGAUGGACGGCAUGGAACGUAUUCCUGUUCAGAUGAUGUUGCAGAACAAGGUUCCAAAGUAUAAACAUAUGAAUUAUGGAAGAGAGGCAUUUGUUUUUCCAAAGGUUU